AUGAAAAGUUUAGAUUCAGUAGCAGUAAUAAAUGAAGAUGAAGACUUGAAAAGUUACAGUUGUGAAAUGAGUGAAGUAUUAAAGACUCCUGUUAACUUUGACAAUGACUGUUGUUACAAAGCAAUUAUAUCUGGAGCUUACAAUUUCUUUAAACCAUCACGAUAUGCUUUGGAAUUAAUUAGGGCUGAUGUUUCAUCAAGAAUUGGGGCUAGCCUUGGUAAUGCUUUUCUCUUAGAUUUGCAGGCUACAGGCCUACUUGUGCCAAAUCUUAAUUUAAAUACUGUAUUUAUUGACAAAUCAAAAAUUGAUAGACAGAAAACUAGAGUGAAAAGUAUAAGUCAAAAUAAGCAUAUGGAGGAUAUUAAUGGCAUAAUAUGUAUUGGAGUUGAUGGAAAAGUUGACAAAGACACUUUAUUUUACAGAGAAGUUAAGAAAAGACAAGAUAAACACUCAGAGCACCAUUUAACUUUUACAGUAGAGUCUGGGUCUGAAAUUGGAUCAUAUCUUACUCACAGAGUCAUUCCGAUCAAAGGUGCUAAAGGACUUUUGUUAGGAGAUAAAGUUGUUAGUGUCUUAAAUGAUUUUAAGAUUGCUCAUUCUCUAAAAGCUAUCCUCUUUGAUAAUACUGCUACUAACACUGGUUGGAAAAAGGGGCUUGUAACAGCUGUAGAAAAAAAAAAUAAUAGCAAGUUACACAUUAUUGGCUGUUCACUUCAUCAAAAUGAACUUCCCUUUCGAGCUAUUUUUGAGUAUCUUGAUGGAGGCACCAAAAGCCCUAAUUUGUUUAGUGGUCCAAUCGGAAAACUUUGUGAAAAUAACUACCAAGAUCUCCCUCAAGUUGACUUCAUAAAAAUUAGCAGCCAUGUAGAUAACAUACAUUUUGAUAAAAAGACAUUAAAAGAUUUGAGUAGUGAUCAAAGACUUCUUUUAGAAUAUGUUCUUGGAGUUUCAAAUGUUGAUCAUAAAUAUUCAAAGUGGAAAAUUGGGCCAUUAAAUCAUGCUAGAUGGUUAAAUUUGGCAAUUCGAUUAUUGUGUCUUUGGACAAGAGGCACUUAUCUUCCAGAAAUGCAAGAUAAGCUUCACCAAAUUAUAAAAUUUAUUGUGCAAGUGUAUGCAGUUAGCUGGUUUGAAAUAAAAUUGGAUAAUAAGUUUCACAAUCAGCAGUUAUACAUUUUCAAUAUGAUUAAAAGAAUUAAAGAACAGUCUGAGGAAAUCAAAACUAUUGCGUUAUAAAACAUGCAACACAAUGCCUUUGCUUUGCUGCCUGAAAAUAUAUUGUACUCCAUGAUGAAAUCAGAUGAAGAUAAAGUCAGAGAAGCUGCUACCAGAAAAAUUUUAAGUAUAAGAAGUAUGAAAGUGCCUACAUAAAGAUUAAACAAAAUCACUGCAAUAAAAACUGAUGCAUAUCACUGGUCGGAUUUAGCAGACCUUUCUCAAACAGGUAUUUGUGAACCAGCUCUCACUGAACACAUAUUGUCUAAGCAUUUACAAGAAUCGUUGCUAAAUGGAACGAAGUUUGAGUUACCGGUUCUGCUUUCUCAUACUCAGAGUGUUGAGAGAGCUGUGAAAAUGACAUCUGAAGCUUGCCAUACAGUGUAUGGAAUGGAAGCAAGGCAUAAACAUAUCAUUGCGAAAAAUUUAAGUCGUCAAAAGAGACCUAAUUUUUCUUCGAAGGGUUCGUAUUGUCAAAAGUAUGAUGACGUUUUGAUCUGAAGUAUUUUAACAACAAAUAAAACCUUUUUAUUGAAGUUUUUGUUUUGUUUUUUUUUGUUUU
Hydra vulgaris (swiftwater hydra) is the source of this 1774-nucleotide messenger RNA. RefSeq lists its product as uncharacterized. The record is from RefSeq and is a predicted model, not a curated record. Lineage: Eukaryota; Metazoa; Cnidaria; Hydrozoa; Anthoathecata; Hydridae.